This is a messenger RNA of Lolium perenne, 919 nucleotides long. NCBI's taxonomy places the organism in Eukaryota, Viridiplantae, Streptophyta, Magnoliopsida, Poales, Poaceae. The record is from RefSeq and is a predicted model, not a curated record.
UUAAUGCAGUAACAGGGAGCAACGCUGCGAUGCCGAAGAGAAGAACAAGGCGGUUCACUGUGACCACUGGAGCGAGUCUUGCGCUCUGCUGGGUAACAGGUAACCUCCUCUUCCCAAGCCGCGCCACAGCAGCACGGUCAUUGCAGUUCCAUCAGCUCUUGCCAGGGUCAUGCGCCAGCAUGAUCAUCUCAGCGAGUUCGCUCGAAGAUUCGUCGAAGAAACCUGUCCUGGAAGAUUCAGAGUUUGUUCCGAGGAGAUCGGUGUGAACCAGAUGACCUUGGGUGCUGUCAGCUGGUAUCCCACUCUUGCUUCCGUAAGCUUCGGCGCAGACCGCAAGCGGAUCCGUGGAGAACUAGCAGCGAGGAGCAGCACGAGCUCCACCUACGGCAAGGGAGAAUCUGUACCCUUCUUCAGAGAGGAACUAGCAGCGGGGAUCAGCAACUACAUCUACACCUACGACAAGGGAGAGGCAGCACGAGCAAACCUUCCAAGAAGCUCGGUGCAGGUCCGGCUCUCCACCGUCCACCCUUUCCUGCGGCCGCAGCGGCAGGGUGAACGGCUCUACUCCCUGGCGCCUCAGGUGGGGCGACCCCCGCGGCUAGCGGAGCAGCGGCAUGGCGGGUGGGAGCUGAGGACAACGGCGGAGCGGCGAGGGAGCUGCUGGAUGUGGGAACGGCCUGCGGGAGAGGUCGCCACUGCUCCUUGAGGCCCCGCCUCCUCUGCUCCUAGAGGCCCCGCCUCCUCUACUCCUGAGAGGCCGCGGACGGCCGGCGGGGGUGCGGGCUCACCGUCGACGUAGAGCGCGCGAGCCCAGCUCCGGCACGGGACGGGGACGGAGCUCCGGCGUGGGACGGGACGAGACGGGAUGUCUGAUCAGGAAUUUUGAAAUGAGGACCACGUUUGAGAAGAACGAAAUUCA